GAUAAGCUCUGCACAGAGAGCCUCUCUGCGGCAGAGCUCGAGAACCUGCGGGCCCCGGCAGUCAAACAGGGCCCACACGACUUGGCGAAGGCCUACGAGGAGCAUAAGGCGGCGGCGGAGGUCCGUGAGAGGCCGAAGAACGACACUCCCUCUGGCCUCCACACGAGGGCUUCGCAGGCCCUGUCGAAGAUCAAACAGCUGGAGAAGCGUCUGCAUCGUGAGCUCGACCGCCAGGAGCCCUGGCGCGCUGGUGCCCUCGUGGAGCUUGAGAAGAGCACCCAAGAGUUGGCCAUAGACUUGGACAGUCACGAAUCCAAGAAUAAGGAGGUGGUGCUGCAGAUCAGUAACGAAGUGCACGCG
This is a messenger RNA of Prorocentrum cordatum, 360 nucleotides long. NCBI's taxonomy places the organism in Eukaryota, Dinophyceae, Prorocentrales, Prorocentraceae. The record is from the annotation of a GenBank genome assembly.